This is a messenger RNA of Gossypium raimondii (Peruvian cotton), 1721 nucleotides long. RefSeq lists its product as uncharacterized. NCBI's taxonomy places the organism in Eukaryota, Viridiplantae, Streptophyta, Magnoliopsida, Malvales, Malvaceae. Gene Ontology annotation, biological process: Golgi vesicle transport. The record is from RefSeq and is a predicted model, not a curated record. Gene Ontology annotation, cellular component: membrane. The transcript has 6 exons. Bases 335 to 1306 code for a protein of 323 amino acids.
AACCGAAAAAAAAAGGAAACAGAGAAGGUGAAAACCUGCAAAAAGGCAAAGAGAGGAAAGCAAAGGAAAGAAAGGCCGAAGAGAAGAGAAGAGAAGAGAAGAGAAAGGAAGAGAAGAGAAUUAUAGAAAAUCGUUUCUUCGCUUCUUCAGCCUUCUCUUUCUUUUUUGCUUCUUUUCUCCAAUUCCUUUCUCUAUCUCUUUCUCCUUUGCUUCUUAUUAGCAAAGAAGAGAAAGGUAGAGUAAAAAGAAAAAAAAAAGAAAAAGAAAAAGAAAACCCACAUUUUUUGUUUUGCAAAUCUCUUAUCUCACCCAAGCUUUUUCGAGGGUAGAGAAGAUGAUGGUUGUAAAUAGUUUUGAUUUAUGGCAAAAAGACGCCUUCUUUUCUGCAGCAGAAGAGGUUCAAGAAUCCGCUGAUGUAAUGGAAUCAGUAUACAGGAUGUGGAUCAAAGAGAUGAGAGAAGGGCAAAAGUCUUCAGAUACGGCUGAACUUUGUCGAGGAUUGCAAACUGCUUUAGGUACUGCUAAAUGGCAGUUGGAAGAGUUUGAGAGAGCUAUAAGAUUGAGCCGUGGACAUGGUUGUGACGAUAAUAGAGCAUCUAGGCACAAACAAUUUGUUGCUGCCAUUGAGAGUCAGAUAUGCCGUGUAGAAGCUGCAUUAAAAGACGCUAUUAUUGAGGAGGGAAAGCAGCCCCUUCGGUGGGUAGAUUUGGAUAAACAAGAAUGUGAUGAUUUAGCCAUGUUCCUUUCUGGAACUUCUCCGAGCUUGCAACAAUCUAUGGAAAACACUCUUUUGGUGAAUUCUCAUAGGAGAAAGGACACAAAUCCUAAUAUCAAUGCUACUUGCUACAGGAAUAUGCCUGAAGUGAAAAGUUUAAAUGAUUUUGGUAAAGAUGUUGAGUGUCUCAUUGAUGUAGAAGAUGAGCAAAGUUCUGGAAAGACAGAUGAUGUUAGUUCGGGACAAGAUAGAACAACCGGUACAAGAAGAACAUGGAGCACGCCAAAUUUUGGUUCAUUGAAAAUUGUAAUUGCUGAUGAGUACGCAGAUAGAAACCAAAUGAGGUCUGGCAUGGAGGCUACACCUAAGGAAAAAGGAUCCAAGCCUUUCUUCAGUAAGCAAAGGUGUGGAGAACUAACACAGGCAAAGUGUGUGUUUAAUUUAUUCAAUCAGUGUUUUGGCCGGGUUGGUGGGUUACAGAGACAAUUACGAAGUCCAGUGCACUUGCAGUUUCGUUAUUCAUUGCAACUCAAACUCGUUUUAAUGGUAGCCAUCUUUCUAAUCGUACCCUUUGUACUGUAUUCAAGUUGAGAGCAAUUGGCUGCUAUGCCCUGUAGAUCAUACAACAGGUGUUGGAUGAUCUAUGUCCUCAGGGCUCGGGAAUCCAUUGUUGACAACAGUUGUGAUGGUGGCUCCCUUCCCGUUGUUUUCAAGAUGUUGUGGAGCUGGCUUAUACAGGAGUUGGAUGUCAUUCUAUAUUUGCUUGCUAUAUACUCUGUAAAUGCAUUGGUAGUCAGGUGUGUGUGUACAUAUAUAUAUGCAUUCUUGCAAGAGUAUUUUGUAACAUGGACACUCACAUUGCAAUGUGAGCUUAAGCUUCAUAGUUCUUGAUAAAUAUUCCAUUGAGAAGGGUUGUUGCAUUAUCAAGGACUUAUCUACCUUUAUAACCCUUGUAUUUUUCUUGAAAUUAAUAUCUAAAUUGAUAUGCAUUGCUUUAAAUUUGGUA